CCAACAGCUCAAGAUCAAACUAUCAAAAGGACGUAAAUAUAGUUCAAUUUCAGAACAUUUCAUAUAUGUUGAUGGAGAAAUUAAACAAACCAUUGAAACUUAUUUAUUAACAAACUUUUAAAAAAUUGUGCAAUAGCUUUUUUGGGGGGUAAAAACAAAAAACAAUUCAAGUAAAUCGGUCUUUGGAUAAACUUUGGUGUUGCUAUGGCGGUAAAGGAAGCGUAAUGGCUGCCUUAGAAAGGACAAUAACUACUUUACACGCUUGAAGAACUUCUGACAUCACUUUAAAGAGCUAGAAAACCACCCCAAAAUUACAAACUGAUAUUAUUUUUAUUUUGCAUGAAGUAAGGAGCAUGUUGUUAGAAAAAAGAGAUGCUUUAAGCAAUAAUGUCUGCUUUGUCAUCAGUUCCCGCAGUUUUAAAGCUCAAUCAUGCACCAAGGGACUCAAUGGGUCCCUUCAAUCACGAUGAUGGAAGUACAAAAUCUUAUGAUAUUCCAUUAAAACCAUUCAAAGCAAAUUAUAACACACCAACACUUGGUGAUAUUCUUCGAGGUGCUGAUUCAAUAACAAGCAUUACAUUUAAUUCCUCAGUUCUUCAUAAAAUAACUGAUUCAGGUCAAGAUGAUGAACAUGUAGGAAAAUCUCCAUCAACUGCUUCAAGAUUGUCCCCUUAUAGAAAUAUUGCCUCGCCAUCAUACAACACCCUAUUGACGUCAGCCGCUAAUGCAAGACCAGUAUACAAUACUAACAGGUCAGCUGGGAGUUCAAAGAAUGAAAAUCAGAUCAUAGAAGAUUCAGAAAGUAUACCAGAUAGUAUGAAGCUUAAAGGCAGUAAAUAUAAAGUGAAAGAUAAUAACUCCUCUGCUUCCAAGGAGUCGAAAAAUCAUUUAAGCAAAAAAGGUAGAAGAAGCAGGAAAAGAUCAAGAUCAGCGAUUGGAAGAAGUAAAGGUCAGAAUGUUGUAGACCGACUUUAUCAACCACCACAAAAUAAUGGUGCAAAGACACCAUCUGGUAAACCAGAUAUUAAAUUAAAGCCACAACCAAAUGAUAUAAGAGAUCCCUCUAUUGGUAAUGGAUUAAGUCUUGGUGCUAUGCAAAUAUCUUUAUGUAAACCUGUAACUAUUCAUAAUAAUAAACCAGAUAGGAGAGACACGAAAUCUGAAGUGCCGAGAAGGUAUAGUGAAAGAGUUUAUACUGCGUCCACCUCAAAAUCUCUUGUUCAGAAAGAAAUUGUGGAUGUUCCGAAAGAAGCUGUGGUUUUACCUCUUGUAACGAAUAGUUCACUUGUAAAAUCAAUAACACAGACUGAAAUUGCUAGAAGAACAAACAACUUCUUCUCACCGUCAACAAAUAAACUCCCAAUGCAUAUGGGAGGAUCAUCGAUUAAAAAUCAAAACCAGUCUGAUAGUGCUAACAAAGUGACUAAAAUUUAUCUUUCUGACAAACACUCAGGGACAGUGAAGGAUUGUGGGAUUGAAAUGCCAUGUGCACCACCUGCCACCCCUACUCCAGAACAAAUGAGGAAGGUGGAAUAUAUACCUAGUCUAACUGAUAUCAGAUCCCAGAGAGCAGUAAAAGUUAAAUUACAGGUGCUAGAGAAAGAAGCUCAGAAAAGAAUGGAAAAGCAACAGAUUGAAAGAGACAAAAUAGAAAAGCAGAACAAAAAACUGAUGGAAAAAGAUUUAAAACAACAACAGAGGUUGCAGAUUUAUGCACUGAAUAAAGUAAUGACAGAGUUGGAGAAUUCAAGAUUUAAAGAAUUCUGUGCCAAGAAAGGAAUAAAGAUGUCUUGAUAGUGACCUACUUUAGGAUUUAAACGAAUUACUCAAAACCAGGGCUUUCUCAACUUGAAUUCUGUGAAUUCAACAAUUUUGCUAGUAUGGUAUAUAGGACCAGCCAUCGACGAACAACAGAGGCUUCUUCAAUCCUAGGAUGAUUCUAAUUUUAGAUAUUUUAUAUGUUUUAAGAUAGUGAUGGUUUUUUUUUGUACGGCAUAUUUGCUAAGAGAGUAAAUUUUUGUACGACAUAUUGCAUAGAGAGUGAAUUUUUGUACAGCAAAUAUUGCUAAGAGAGUAAAAAUGCAUUUUUUUCUAUGACAUUUAGGAAAAAAAGCAGCAUGUUAUGAUCAUGACAUACAACAUGAGAUCUUUUAUUUGUAGAAUACAAUUUAAUCAAUUUACUGUUAGAAUCAUGAUUAUUUGUUCUUGAUAGUUCAAAAUACUGCCACUUUAUCAUUAAAAUUAUGUUAUUCUCUAUUUCAUUUAAAAAAAAAUCAUUAUCUAGAUAAAACCACAUUUGUUUUAUCAAUUAUAUGUUUUUUGAUGUAUCAAUACAGUUUAUAUAGAAAACUAAAGGUUAUGAAGUGUCUGAUUCUGUUGUUAGUACUGAAAACCAACUAAUUUUCAUGGCUUUCUAGAGACGAAAAAUAAUGUGAAUAUAAAUUGUUUUGUCUAUCAUGAAUAUAAUUUAACAAAAAAAUACUAAGAACUUAAGCCAAUUGCAAGAAUUGUUAUCUGAAAUUCGCUAGUCUAAAAAAGAAUAGUACUGGCCAAAGUAUGAUGGUGUACAGUAUUUUGAUACAAACAAGUUUAUUGUUUGAUAUUCUGUAUUGUUUGUGAGGUUAUUUAUCAUUCAAUUAUGUGUGUUUUGAGUAUGGCUAAAACAUCAUUAUCAUAUCAUGUUAUCAUUUACAAAGUCUCUAAUGUAAAACUAAUGUAACUGAAACUAUUACUUGUUACAAAGAUAUACAUGAUAAUUCACCAUUAUUAUUCUCAUUAAAACUCUUUUACUUUUAUAAAGUAAGGCCUUUAUACAUACAGCUUACAAAUCAGUAUGCAUUUUACUCAUUUUUAAAAGACUGUACUGGUUGCCCAAUACUUAACUAAUCCUCAUUUGAAAUUUGGUUGAUGGUUGUCUCAUUAGGAAUCAUAUCUCCUUCUUAAAUUAUCAUAAAUUGCAUCUAAACAAAUGAAUUUUUGCUUUGGUCUCUAUAAAUCAUUUAUUUUAAGAUGAUCUUUAUUUUAAACUAAAUGAAUAAUAUGUACUAUCAAUUUAUCAUGUUUAUUAAUAGAUUUAUCCAAACUUGGUCCUGACUUUCCAUGGAAAAGGAGUAUGGAGUAAUGAAAAAAGGCAAACAUACCAUUUCUCUACUUGAUUUUUUUCUCUCACAUUUUUCUAAAAUGAAAAAUACAAAUAAUUUCAGUCAUGAACAUCAUUUGUUGUUUUCUUUUAAUUUAACAAUGAAAUGGACAUAUUAAAACUGUUCCAAGAGACAUCUCUUUAGACUUAUAAAGGGAGAUAAUUCAAAUGUACUAAGAUUUGUUAAAAAUGGGAGAUAACCCAGAUGUUCGAAGAUUUGUUAAAAAUGAGAGAUAACCCAGAUUUUCUAAGAUUUAUUUACAGUUGGUGCAGAUUGACAAUAAAAUCUGAUAAGAAUAUUUGAAUGAAAUUAUAAAUAUUUAUAAGAUUUUAAUUCUCUGUUGUCUACAUUUUAAUAGGAUGUUAA
Molecule: messenger RNA, 3506 nt
Organism: Mytilus trossulus (common blue mussel)
Lineage: Eukaryota; Metazoa; Mollusca; Bivalvia; Mytilida; Mytilidae
Exons: 5
Coding region: 388-1794 (468 amino acids)
Biological process (GO): protein secretion; negative regulation of protein ubiquitination
Cellular component (GO): apical part of cell
Source: RefSeq, a predicted model, not a curated record